Molecule: messenger RNA, 1431 nt
Organism: Trematosphaeria pertusa
Lineage: Eukaryota; Fungi; Ascomycota; Dothideomycetes; Pleosporales; Trematosphaeriaceae
Exons: 3
Coding region: 1-1431 (476 amino acids)
Biological process (GO): protein ubiquitination
Molecular function (GO): ubiquitin protein ligase activity
Source: RefSeq, a predicted model, not a curated record
AUGGAUCAGUCGACAACCCCGACGCAGCCGUCAAGUACGCGGCCUUCGGGUCAUCGCGACAUGAUGUUCUGCCAUGAGUGCCACGACGAGUGGUAUCGCGACGAGCACGGCAUCUUCUGCCCAGAGUGCCACUCCGAGUUCACAGAAAUCAUAGAAGAGGGGAAUGACCCGCGAGACAAUGCCAUGUUGGACCAUGAUCACGACGACGACGACGACGACGACGAUACCGACUCCAUGCCCUCGCUCGAGGAGGCGCCAUCCAACCGUCAUCCUCUCCACGACCUACACGACCACAACCCGUGGCGAAAUAGCGACGAUCCGGAGGAGGCAGAUAUAAGCACAAUGCGAUUUCAGCCUCUAGGCCCAGGCCGGUUCCAAGUCUCCGCCACGAUACAUCGAACAGUCUCCCCGGCCGCUUUGGGUAACAAUAAUGGAAAUGGUCCGAAUACCGUAGGCGGUUUUGCGUCAUUCCUCGGUAAUCUUCUGGGCGGUGGUCUAGGCGGUGGUCGGCCUCCUGGUCAGCCUCCAGGUCAGCAAUCGAGCCCGGGCACUCAAGCUGGGGGCGGUCAAGGCAACCCGGAGACGAGGUCACGGGCAGCAAGCCCGCCUGGUGUACAUCGAUUUACAUACACUGCGGGCGCGCGACUGUACCCCCGCGAUGCGAAUCACCCAGAGCCGCAUCUGGAGCCUGUGGACGAUCUCAACAAUGUCCUUGCCGGCAUAAUGGCAGCGUUUGGCGAGCCGCCUGGCGGCCAGCACGGCGGUCAUCCGCACAUCCACACUUUUGGAGGCGAGAUGCCGCUCAACCCCAUCCUCGCUCUAUUCGGGGCCAUGUCCGGUGGCCAACAUGGCGACUUCGUCUACUCGCAGGAAGCCCUGGACCGUAUCAUCUCGCAGCUCAUGGAACAGACCGCCACAAGCAACGCCCCCGGGCCCGCCUCCCAGGAAGACAUCAACGCCCUUCCCCGCAAACCCGUUACAGAAGAUAUGCUUGGUGCUGAAGGCCGUGCAGAGUGUAGUAUAUGCAUGGAUGAGGUGCACGUCACAGAAGAGGUUACGGAGCUGCCGUGCAAGCAUUGGUUCCACCACCAGUGCGUUGCAGCGUGGUUGAGUGAGCACGAUACAUGCCCACACUGUCGAAAAGGUAUCACUAAACCCAGUGCGAACGCUGGAAACAACUCGUCGAGCGGAAAUGCGACGUCAUCUGGAGUCGAGCCAACCUCUUCGAUGCCCGGUGCUUUUGGCGUAACUGGAGAAGGCACACCCGAGAAUCCCUUCAUCGUUCCAGGCCCUAUCCCGCCGUCCACAAAUCCCAAUCAGAACCCCGAUGCCAACGCCACUCAAGGAGGUGCUACAGAGGGCUCAGGUUCUGGUAGCUCAGGCAGUAUCAGCGAUCGGUUACGCAGGGGUUUGUUUGGUCCUCACAGCUGA